Messenger RNA from Anopheles darlingi, 3282 nucleotides. RefSeq lists its product as uncharacterized. NCBI's taxonomy places the organism in Eukaryota, Metazoa, Arthropoda, Insecta, Diptera, Culicidae. The transcript has 7 exons. The record is from RefSeq and is a predicted model, not a curated record. The coding region runs from base 887 to 2239 and encodes 450 amino acids.
AGUAUUUGACAUCAGAAUCCCCAUUGACUCAUGAUAGUUUUCAGCUUGAAGUGAGACGAUAAACGCAUUGUAUUUUCGCUAUCUUUUCCGCUCGAAACUUCAAACUCUCUUUCUACCGCGCUGGAUUUUACAGCUGUGUUUGUUUUUGCCUCUUGCAACAGCUCCGAACGUCCCAUAUCUUGUAUCGUACGGAGGGACCGCCGGUUGAGAUUUGCAGUUCGCCGGGAAUUAGAAAGUGGUGCACGCCGUUGAAGCGCUGACUCCAGAGCUGUGUUUGUUUAUUACUCAAGUGCAAAAUAUGGGAAACCAAUAAAGUGAACCAUCAUCGGAGAUAGUGUUUGAAUGAAAGAAGAAAAAAAAAACCCUGAGGUACGUAAAGUGUACGUGCGUAUUUCUCCGAGGAGCUCCACGUUCUCUCCACACCCAACACGUCUCGUAGUCCAACCGAUCAAUCGAUCAGUGAGUGAGUGAGUGAGUGAGUGAGUGAGAGAAUGAAUAAGAAGUAGUUUAUGUGUUUUGCUGUUACACCAUUACGCUUAGCUUUGCAUCCAAGUGCCCUGCUCGUGCCCGCCCUUUUGCAUUGCAUAACUCCGGUAUCGGCUCUGUAACUGAGUUGGCUGUGCAUGUUCACCGUUAGAAGGGCUUGGCGUGGGGUCCUAUGCGUGCCUGAAAAUCGAUUGAUCGACUGCCGCCCAGCGUGCCGUCGCCUACACUCCGUCAAACCGUGUGUCCAAGUGUUUGUGGCGUACCCGAGUGUCGAAAGGUAGUAACUCCACGCUUAACCUCAACCUCCGAGAGGUGUCUGCUAGUGUUUGUCGCUGCUAACCGCACUGGUGCCCGGUAACAUAGGGUCAUUCGUCGAAUCAACGUCGAGCUCCGCGAAAACAUGAAGCUGUUCUACUACACGCUAGCUGGCCUAGCGUUGGCGGUGGCCAUCUGUGAUGCGAAAGCUUCCCAUAAAGUCACGUGUACCGAUGAGACGAUGCGGGUUGACAUUGCGCUGCCGUCGUCCAAUGUCUCCAACGACCGCGUCUAUCUCGAGGGUAUGAAAGGCUAUCCGAAUCCGCUCUGCCAGCCAAAGAUAACGGAAAAUCUGGCCACCUUCGAGCUGUCGCUGAAGAACAUCUACGAUUGUGGUGUGACGCGCGUGAUCAACCAUAUUACGGGUAACAAGGUGUUCUACCAUCGGAUUAUCGUCGAAGAGGAGGACCAAAAUACGAGCAGUAGCAGCAGCAGCAGCAGCAGCAGUAAGGAAGCAGUGAGCGUAAAAUGCAUCGUGGCCAAUCCGGAAUUCAACGUUCCCCAUGGCAUCGUGAAACGGGAUAUCCUGCCGGCUGGAUUCGCUGAAACAGAGGAUUUCAACGAAACCGAGAUCAUUACCAACGCACCGGAACCAAAGCUGAAUAUGGCGAUCCGUUUGGGCGACAAGUUGGUGUCGGGCGAUCUGAACGUUAGCCCAGGUGCUCACCUGCAGAUGGAGAUUGCUCUCGAUGAGAAAUCUGCCCCGAUCUAUGGACUCGGUGUGAACUACAUGCUCGUGACGGACACGAAGAACCAGGCGGAAACGAUCAUCUUCAAUGGCUGUUCCGUUGAUCCGUUUCUGUUCGAAAACUUCAACACCAUCGAGGGUGAUGUGCUGGCCGCCAAGUUCCGGGCAUUCAAAUUUCCCGACUCGACCUACGUGCAGUUUCAAAGCACGGUGAAUGUAUGCGUUGACCGAUGCAAGGGUGUAAUCUGCACCAACGGUCAGACCGCAUUCGGGCGUCGGAAGCGCCGUGAGAUCAAUCAAUCGCCCGCCGAUCCGAACAAAGUGUACGAAGUAACGAUGACCACCUUCAUCAAAGUGAACUACGACGAGAACGCAGACCAAAAUGCCGUCUCGGAGAUCGAUCAAAAGAUUCGCCAGCUGAAGCUCACCAACCAGAAGCUGGCACGUAACAGCCGGGCCGGCAAUGUGUUCGAGAGUAUCCACGAAGCACCGCGACCACAGAACGUGGCGGGACAAACGGAAUCCAUCACCACACCUGCCAGUGCUGCUCCCUCCGCCGAUAACGAGGACGCAAAGGUCGAAGAAACGAUCGUGUUCCGUGAGGUGAUCACGCGGAAGGAAGCCUCCUACAACAGUGACGAUGAUCUAGCUAGCGGCAGCGUUCCAUCGUUCCGCCGGCGGAUGAGCUUUUCCCUCGAGCUGUCCCUGCUAGCGCUGCUGGCCGGAGUAGUACUCCAUUUUCGCCAUUGAAAUGACUUCGAUUUCCACGGUACAGCGGGGCAGUGUAACAACGGAGACAGUAGGCAGCAACUGAUCAGAGUAACGAGCGAACGAGCAUCACCGGCAGCCAGACAGGCAGGCAGGCAGGCAGGCAAGCUUCAGAAUCGGGCGUUCGGAUGCCUGUGGUUGGUUAGAUCGGCAUUUAGGAGCUACGCGGCAUGUACAUACAGGAAUGAUCGGAUCGCGAUCAUCAUACGCGAUCAGUGACAGUGCUGUCCGGCAGUCCACAAAGUAGCGUGGGGUUGUGAGCGAGCAGCUUUUAGAUUUUAACAGUAGCUUUCUUUUAAAAAAACGCAAAAUCAAAAAUAUCCUCCCUCCCAAUUUUCCCCACUGAGUGCUAAGAGGUUUGUAGCUGACGACUUUCGCUGAUCGUCGGCAGGACAAAGAACAAAUUAGAAGACUAAUCGAAGGAUCUAACGGCAGGUGCCUCUUCGAACGGGAGGGGUAGAACGUCCGUUUGUUACGCCGAACUAACAUCGCUCACGGAUCGAGAAAGGGAGCCUGCUCCUAACUUUUACUUAAAUUAACGCUAAGAACGCUAGGUAGAGAAGCUGGUAAUGAUUCGAUGCACGGGAGGGUAACUAGUAGUAAUGGCAGUUCAUCGAUGGCAGCGGUGCUGGCUCCAGCAAAGGAGCCGUUGCCGCAGACAGUACGAUAAGAUUAUGCUAGUCUAAUUACGGAUAACAAAACGCAGCGAUGAAAGUACGCAGAUGCUACUUUCGGAUUGUGAUGGUAGCGAAGCGAAUAGAACACGCCGGGUGGCCACCUUGCAUCGAAGGGUAUCAAACGGGGUGGUGCGAUCAGUGGAUGAGAUUUGAAUUGGAGCCAAUCGCCAGUAGUAUAUGCUCAUGCUCUUCACUACCAAUCUCACCCGCUGAUCCUAACCCUUCGAAGAGGGUGGCUGGGAUGGCAAUUAAUCAAUAAUUUACGUGAACAACAUUGUGAAAACACACAAAAGACAAGCGAACACUAGUGUCGAUAAAUCUAACAAUAAAGAAAAAACUAAAACCCUA